UCAAAGUUAGCCAAAGGAGCAUCAUAUUUUCAUCACCAUUCCAUUCACAUCAACAAGAAGUUCAUCAACUGCAAAGGAAAGAGGUUUCCAGCUCCUCGAAGUCGAGGGAGACUCCAAACUUGUUAUUGAUGCGGUUAAUGGAGUUUCCCACCCACCUUGGAGACUGCGGAAGAUUAUCUAAGAUAUUAAGACUAUUGCUUCAACUUUCUCCACUAUCACCUUUAGACAUGUUCUUAGAGAGACAAACUUUGCUGCUGAUUCGGUUACUAAUCUAGGCCACAAUUAUUCUUAUAGUAUCAUGUGGGUUGAUAGGUUCCCACCUGUUGUUGCUAGACCUACUUUGUUUGACUCUGUAAACUGUGGAGGUCCUCGUGACCUGCGUCCCAAAUCUAUAAUCUUUCGUAUCAGAUAAAAAAAAAAAAAAAAAAAAAAAAAAACCAUAGCACGACUACAACAUAACCUCGAUUUUCUCUCCUUCCAGUCCCCCAUUCAUGUCACUGGAUAACUUAAAAGCCCGCAGAGACCCAAAACGGGCCCAUAUAUAGCCCACCAACGCGAAAGGUAGCAACAGUUUGAACAUCUAUGAUCCCUUAGCUUUUGAGAUUGGCCGUGCACGAACCUCUCGUUUUUUCCUAUAUUUCACACUUCAACUCAUUCACUCACUCUCACUCACAGUCGCCGCAUAAAUCCGACUCCGAGAAACUUCCCCGUCAAAGCAAAACGAUGUCGUAUGUGCCUCCUCACCUGAGAAACUCAACCUCAACCACCACCACCACUACCACCGCCACCGCCAGAACCUCCUCCGGAACCGAUGCUGAUCGGAGCAAGCUCUCUUACUCCUCCUCCAACUCUCACUCCAACAACAACGACAAGUCGUCCGCUGCUUCAUUCUCCUCGUUCUCGCACUCCAAUGGCUCCCGGUGGAGUUCCGCCGCUCACUCGCCGGCUAACCGAGCUAUCUCCCCGCCCGACGCCGUCGUCCCUCAGUGGAAGCCGUCGGAACGGGUCCUCCGAAUGAAGCCGGAACUGAUUGAGGAGGUGUGUUUGCGGCUUAAUUUAGAUGUUUCUGUUAGUCUGGACUCUGCUCCUCCCCCGGCACCAAUUGAGUCUUUUACAGAUAUGUGUUUGCACCCUAGCAUUAUGAAGGAUAUAGCAUUUCAUGGAUACACUAUGCCAACACCAAUUCAGGCUCAAGCCAUGCCAGUUGCCCUCAGUGGAAGGGAUUUAUUAGGUUGCGCUGAAACUGGUAGUGGUAAAACUGCUGCAUUUGCCAUUCCUAUGAUACAGCAUUGUUUGGCUCAACCUCCCGUUCAGCGUGGUGAUGGACCACUAGCAUUGGUACUGGCCCCAACUAGAGAGCUUGCACAACAAAUAGAGGAAGAGGUCAAGGCUUUUAGUAAAUCUCUUGAGUCCUUCAAAACUGCAAUAGUUGUGGGUGGAACCAACAUAGCUGAGCAGAGAUCUGAGCUUCGAGCAGGAGUUAAUAUUGUGGUUGCUACUCCUGGAAGAUUCAUAGAUCAUUUACAGCAAGGGAACACUUCUGUGUCUAGAAUUUCGUUUGUUGUUCUAGAUGAAGCUGAUAGAAUGCUUGACAUGGGUUUUGAACCACAGAUAAGAGAGGUGAUGCGGAACCUUUCUGAGAAGCAUCAAACUUUGCUGUUUAGUGCAACUAUGCCUGAAGAGAUUGAAGGGUUAGCCCAGGAAUAUUUGACUAAUCCAGUGCAAGUGAAGGUGGGAAAAGUGAGUAGCCCUACAGCAAAUGUAACUCAGAGUUUGGAGAAGGUUCCUGACAGUGAGAAGACUGAUCGGCUUCUGGGUUUGCUCGUAGAGGAGUCAUCUCGAGCUGAAAGAGCUGGACAUCCAUUUCCCUUAACUAUUGUAUUUGUUGAAAGGAAGACACGCUGUGAUGAUGUAGCUGAAGCUUUGGUAGCACAAGGUUUGCAUGCAGUUGCUCUUCAUGGUGGACGUACUCAAACUGAAAGAGAGGCUGCUCUGCGUGAAUUUAGAAAAGGCACUACCAACAUCUUGGUUGCCACCGAUGUUGCAUCUCGUGGUUUGGACGUCUCUGGAGUUGCUCACGUUAUCAAUUUGGAUCUUCCGAAGAGCAUGGAAGAUUAUGUACACCGGAUUGGAAGAACUGGAAGAGCGGGAUCAAUGGGACAAGCUACUUCCUUCUACACUGAUCGUGAUAUGUUCCUUGUGGCGAAUAUAAAGAAAGCAAUAGCUGAUGUGAGAUCUGGGAAUGCUCUAGCUUUUGCUACGGGGAAGACUGCAAGAAGGAAAGAAAGAGAAGCAGCUGCUGCUCACAAGCAAGCUAGGGUUUCUCUAUCCAAGUCUUCAAGUAUGGGGCCCACAUCAAUAAACAUUGAGGACAAGUAUAAGUUCAUGGUUUCUGAACCGGACAAUCAAACAGAGGGUGCAGCAGAUAGUGCUUGGGACGACUAAUGAAGUCCACCUUUGGUGCAAUCAAGAUUGAUGCAUGGGGCCCCUAGGUUUUGAGGUUAGUAAGAUGUAGGCAUUUGCUUCUAAUUGGUGCUCGGACUGCAAGUUGAAGACGAUUAGUUCCUUGUAAGUUGGCUUCUUGGAGCUGUUGCUUUACAUCAUCGAUGUACCUAGUACCUGUACCAAGGACUAACGUAGUCGAUACUUUUAGAGAUUGUAGGGUUCGCUUGUAGCAGUUUUGCAUUGUAAAUCUUAAAAAUGGAAGUUUACUUGGGAUGUUUGUAGUGCAAUGAAAUAUUUGGCCCGGUAAUGGGUUUGCUAAAGGCAUAUGAUUUCACAGUUUCA
Rosa rugosa (rugosa rose) is the source of this 2787-nucleotide messenger RNA. Its product is annotated as DEAD-box ATP-dependent RNA helicase 52A-like. Bases 724 to 2445 code for a protein of 573 amino acids. NCBI's taxonomy places the organism in Eukaryota, Viridiplantae, Streptophyta, Magnoliopsida, Rosales, Rosaceae. Gene Ontology annotation, molecular function: ATP binding; nucleic acid binding; RNA helicase activity. The transcript has 15 exons. The record is from RefSeq and is a predicted model, not a curated record.